Hypoxylon trugodes is the source of this 1484-nucleotide messenger RNA. RefSeq lists its product as uncharacterized. NCBI's taxonomy places the organism in Eukaryota, Fungi, Ascomycota, Sordariomycetes, Xylariales, Hypoxylaceae. The coding region runs from base 394 to 1296 and encodes 300 amino acids. Gene Ontology annotation, biological process: regulation of transcription by RNA polymerase II. The transcript is spliced from 2 exons. Gene Ontology annotation, molecular function: DNA-binding transcription factor activity, RNA polymerase II-specific; RNA polymerase II cis-regulatory region sequence-specific DNA binding. The record is from RefSeq and is a predicted model, not a curated record.
ACUCGUGGACAUGAACAUCCCGUUCAUAUGACGUACCAAAAACCCAGGAUUGAGGAACGAGGUCCGGCUUGAUACAAGCUGUCCCAUUGAAGCUUGCAAGGAGGGCCAGAUAUAAUUCGCCGCAACUUACAAACUUUGGCGGGCUAACGAGGACUGAGUCGCUUGCACACUCUCGCUAUUAGAGUAUUCUCUACCAUCGAUUCGACCAGCCCGCCAUUUGCAAUUUCCAGGACAAACUGGAUGCUUUAAGACAACAAAAUAGUUUGAGGUUUAUUUACCUCAUUGUCUAAAUUAUCAUUCCCCCUAGCGAGUUGGCUUAACAACCAAUCACUCUCUACAUUGUGCCAAUACGGUUACACAUCAACUAAAGGCCAGCAAAGACAUUUCGCAAACAUGAAUGUAGCUGUUGACGCAGGACGAAAGUUCGAUGACUGGCCAGACGAAAGCCAAUGGACACCGGCACCAAUGUUUACUUCACCUUUUGCCCAAAGUGUACCUAUAGCAGAUACGCAAUUCUGGACCUCCCCCGGUCAUAAUACAGAGGAAUACUAUGAGCCGGAUCACAAUCCAGCGCAACAAGAAUUAGGCCGUAGUAUCGACGCCAGCGACAAUUUCGACUCUGGGUUCACCAUCGACAAUGCGGCUGCAGGGGCAGGCGGUUUUAUGUACAACCAUCCUCCGGGUACACAACCAGUGAAUCCCCAGCAUUUCGGUGGCUCAUUCGGUGCGCAUAGGCGGCAUGAUCGCGAAAGCGAUGCGCUAUACGACGGUAGCGUUGCAUCAUCAUCCGUAGGAGCGCCGACGAUACAUAACAAGUUUUCCUCGAAAAGUCCUGAGGCAGCGAAAUUCUCGCCGCAAUCUGCUACAGGAGUCUCGCCAGCAUCAGGGACGUCAUCGAUCAAUUGGAUGCACGAUGACAACGGAGCGAUAGAUCAUCUUUCGCCAGGAUCCCCGGCAUCCAACAUCAACGUCAACGUUGGUUUCGAUCCUCUGAUUCCUCUUUCCACCGCACCUACUCCUGCUAUCGCCACCUCGGCGCAUCCGAUUAAAUCCAGGCGCAAUCGGGAGCGCAAUCGUGUUGCCGCGCAUAAAUGCCGCCAGAAGGCGAAGCAAAGCAUGUCGGACUUACAAUCGCGUGAGCGCGAACUAAGCCAGCAGAACCGAGUACUGCAGGAACACGCCGGUAGUCUCCGAGACGAGAUCCUAGACCUCAAAGAUGAGAUUCUCCGACAUAGCGAGUGCAACAGCGACAUCAUCCAGAACUACAUCGCGAAGGCCGCCCGAGAUGUGAACUGAAUUGUGAUCUUGCGCAACAGCGAACGGCGAUAGAGCCGGGGUAAUAAUGGGUACCUAGAACACACGACAACGAUAACAAUAACGACGGUGGCGUGGCGCGGUACAGGGGAAAAGGGGUAAAUGGGAAGUCAGGGUUCGGUAGUAGGGUAACGGGGCGUCGUUAUAACGAUGAUUUAAUGUGUCAUGAU